Adineta steineri is the source of this 1023-nucleotide messenger RNA. The record is from the annotation of a GenBank genome assembly. Lineage: Eukaryota; Metazoa; Rotifera; Eurotatoria; Adinetida; Adinetidae.
AUGGCUUCGAAACACAUUACCAAGAACAAUAAUUACACCACUGUUAGAAAAAAUACGGAUGCAGGUAAACGUAGUACAACUACUGGAGCUACUUCUAUUAUGAAUAAAUCAAAUAAGGAUAAUACUCAACUUAAAGCGACAAGUACUGUAACGAAUAUGGACCCACCAACUAAAACUGAUAUGUAUAAUCUUCAAUCAGCUGAAGACAUUUAUUAUCCUUCAAUUCAAAGUACUCAAUUGAAUAAACAAAAUGAAUUAGUUGCAGUUCCCUAUACUGACCGACUAUUAGACAUUAUGAAAAAACAUGGCCUUAUCUGUAAACCUACUCGAGAAGGUCAUCAGCUUACUCUUCACGUUGAGAAUCCUGAUACAGAACUAAUUAUUUGUACUGGUGUCUCAGAAGAUGAACAAGUAUCAGAAGCAUGUAAAUGCAAUAAAUAUUUUCCUCCUCAGUUUGAAAUAUUGGGGAACAUAUGUAAUUUUUGUAAUCAUUCGUUCCGUUUUCAUCGAGUAAAACCGGAACUGGAACAUAUUGAAUUCGAUGAUAUGAAAAGCGAAACGAAACGAAAUGAUUAUAAAUAUUGGUUUGAUAAAUUUAUUGAAUUACAACGGCUUUAUUGCUGUGCGACGAAGAAUUUUUCCUUCGAUAACAACCUAUUUAUUAAGAUUUAUGGCAAACCACGACAAGCAGCAUUAAGUUUUAUUCAGAGUCCUAAUUAUCGAUAUGUUCUAAUCAAGUAUGUUUAUGAUGGUGUCUAUGAUGAAGGUGAAACUUUGAUUGAGACGAAAUAUCAAAUCAUUAGUUUACAAACAAUGCAACCAAUUAAGACAGAUGAUCAAUUACAGCAUUCAUGUUCAUACUAUCGUGAUAAUACUCAAACUGACACUGGCUUUCGAACUAUUUUAUGGGAUUUAAAUCAACCAGCAACAUUAAUUGCAACAGAGGUAUUCAGUGAUAGAUCAUAUCAAACUUUUGUCAAGCGAAUCGUAAAUAUACAAUGUCCAAGUAUCGAUCAGAAAUAA